Molecule: messenger RNA, 1435 nt
Organism: Zingiber officinale
Lineage: Eukaryota; Viridiplantae; Streptophyta; Magnoliopsida; Zingiberales; Zingiberaceae
Product: protein trichome birefringence-like 19
Exons: 2
Coding region: 143-1372 (409 amino acids)
Cellular component (GO): Golgi apparatus
Molecular function (GO): O-acetyltransferase activity
Source: RefSeq, a predicted model, not a curated record
CAGAGGGCCGGCCCAACCACCCAAAGCCCCCAGCAUUAUCAAAAGUCUCCCUUCCCUUCUUUAUAGUAUCACUGUCACGACCUCAUCCUCCACCAGUCACCACCAGUCCACCACCACCACCACCACCAUCCUCCAGCACGCCAUGAAGUCCGGCCAGUACCACUCCGGAAAACCCCUCCUCCGGCGCCACCAGCAGCCGCCGGAUCCGCCGUCGUCUUGCAGCUGCAAGACCGUCCUCCUCUGCCUCUCCGCCCUCAUCCUCUUCUCCAAAUUCUUCCUCUUCCCGUCGCGGCGGAGCUACCCGCCGCUGGUGCUGCCGCCGGGCUGCAAUCUGUCGCAGGGCGAGUGGGUCCCCGACCUCGAGGGCCCCCUCUACACCAACGACACCUGCUUCACCAUCCAGGAGCACCAGAACUGCCUCAAGUGGGGCCGCCCCGACCGCGACUUCCUCCGGUGGAAGUGGAAGCCGGCCGGCUGCGACCUCCCCCGCUUCGACCCGGUCUGGUUCCUCAGCCUCGUCACCGGCAAGUCCAUCGUCUUCAUCGGCGACUCCCUCGCCCGCAACCAGAUGCAGUCCCUCAUGUGCCUCAUCUCCAGCGUGGAGCGGCCUCAGGACCUGUCGGACGGCAAGAGCGAGAACUUCAAGCGGAUGUUCUUCCCGCGUCACCGCCUCACCAUCGCCAUCUACUGGUCACCCUUCCUGAUCAACGCGCAUCUGAUCGACAACGAUGGGCCCAACCACACCGGCCUAUGGAAUCUCUUCCUCGACGAGGUGGACCCCACCUGGUACGCGCAGCUCCGCCGCUACGACUUGGUGGUCAUCGCCGACGGCAACUGGUUCACCCGCCCUUCCCUCUUCUUCGAGAACCGCCGCCUCGUCGGCUGCCACUUCUGCCACCGCCCCAACGUCACUGACCUCACCCUCCGCUACUCCCACCGCGCCGCCUUCCGCACGGCCCUCGCCGCCAUCAACCGCCUCGCCGCCUCCGGCCAGUUCACCGGCACCGUCUUCGUGCGCUCCUUCUCGCCGGCGCACUUCGAGGGCGGCGAGUGGAACAGCGGGGGGAACUGCCGCCGACGGCGGCCGUACCGGGCGAACGAGACGCAUCUGCAGCCGCUGGACCAGGAGUUCUACGACCAUCAGCUGGAGGAGUUCCGGGCGGCGACGGCGGCGGGGGGCGGGGCGAAGAUGAGGCUGCUGGACACGACGGCGGCGAUGCUGCUGCGGCCGGACGGGCACCCGAGCCGGUACGGCCACUCCGCCCACGACGCGGUGGCGAUGUACAACGACUGCGUGCAUUGGUGCUUGCCGGGGCCCGUCGACACGUGGAACCAGCUGCUGUUCGCCAUGCUGGCACAAGAAUCCAGUUGAAUACAAAUUGUUGUGAAACCAUUAUUAUUAAUAAGGAAUUUUAAUUGAUAGUUAUUUUUCUUA